Molecule: messenger RNA, 449 nt
Organism: Motacilla alba alba
Lineage: Eukaryota; Metazoa; Chordata; Aves; Passeriformes; Motacillidae
Gene: CARTPT
Product: CART prepropeptide
Exons: 3
Coding region: 81-419 (112 amino acids)
Biological process (GO): G protein-coupled receptor signaling pathway; adult feeding behavior; cellular response to starvation
Molecular function (GO): neuropeptide hormone activity
Source: RefSeq, a predicted model, not a curated record
GGCGGCGGUGGGCGCUGACGCACGGCGGGGCGGGCACGGCGCUAUAAAGGCGGCGGCGGCGGCGGCGGGGCGGCAGCACCAUGGAGAGCUGCCGGGCGCUGGCGCUGUGCGCCGUGGCGGCCGCGCUGCUGCUGAGCGCCCGCGGACACGGAUCGACCCCGCCGCGCCGCGCCCGCGACCUGGGACCGCCCGGCGGCGGCGGCGGCGCCUCCCGGGAGAAGGAGCUGAUCGAGGCGCUGCAGGAGGUGCUGGAGAAGCUCAAGAGCAAGAGGGGACCGCACUACGAGAAGAAGUUUGGGCAGGUGCCCAUGUGCGACGCCGGGGAGCAGUGCGCCGUGAGGAAAGGGGCUCGCAUCGGGAAGCUCUGCGACUGCCCCCGGGGGACGUCGUGCAAUUCCUUCCUUCUCAAGUGCCUGUAAGCAGACGCGUCCCGGGACAGGCCGCCGGGA